This is a messenger RNA of Eucalyptus grandis, 1217 nucleotides long. Its product is annotated as peroxidase 27. Gene Ontology annotation, molecular function: peroxidase activity; heme binding. Gene Ontology annotation, cellular component: plant-type cell wall; plasmodesma. NCBI's taxonomy places the organism in Eukaryota, Viridiplantae, Streptophyta, Magnoliopsida, Myrtales, Myrtaceae. The transcript is spliced from 4 exons. The record is from RefSeq and is a predicted model, not a curated record. Gene Ontology annotation, biological process: hydrogen peroxide catabolic process; response to oxidative stress. Bases 48 to 1031 code for a protein of 327 amino acids.
CUCUAAGAUUAAGAGACAACAAUCAUCGUUCUUCUCGGCACAAAGCAAUGGCUUGUCCAAAGCUCUUCUUGUCUUGUUUGUUGCUUCAGUUGAUGUUCUUGUUUCUUGUCCCUGAGGCUGCUCAAGGUCAGGGUCUCAAAGUAGGGUUUUACCGGAAGGCAUGCCCAAACGCAGAGAUCAUCGUGAAGGAAGUCAUUGGCCAAGUCAUGUCCGUUGCUCCGAGUCUCUCUGGCCCUCUUUUGAGGCUGCAUUUUCACGAUUGUUUCGUUAGGGGUUGUGAAGGUUCGGUCUUAUUGAACUCUCCGACCUAUCAAGCCGAGAAGGACGCCCAUCCGAAUCACAGCCUUCGAGGUUUCCAAACGAUCGAUAGAGUCAAAACGGCAUUGGAGAAGGCAUGCCCUGGCAUCGUUUCGUGUGCUGACAUCUUGGCCCUUGUCGCUAGAGACGUUGUCGUCGCGACUGGAGGACUUUUCUAUUAUGUGGAAACCGGACGUAAAGAUGGGAACGUUUCUACUUCGAAGGAGGCGCUUAAUGAUUUAAUACCAUCUAAAGCCAACAUUACAACUCUGAAAAUAGAUUUUGCAAAGAGAGGCCUCAGUGUGAAGGAUCUUGUCGUCCUAUCAGGUGGGCACACAAUUGGAACAUCACACUGCCCUUCCUUCUCCAACCGCCUCUACAACUUCACCGGAAAGGGCGACACCGACCCCACGCUCGACUCCAACUACUUAGCCAGACUGAAGCUCAGUUGCAAGCCGGAUGACCAAACCACUCUCGUCGAGAUGGACCCGGGAAGCGUGAGGACGUUCGACAUCAAGUACUUCAAUCUCAUUGCGAAGAGAAGGGGCCUCUUUACUUCGGACGCCGCACUUCUUGACGACAGCCAAACGAAGGCGUACCUUGACUUCCAGAUCAAGACCGGUGGAUCCACUUUCUUCAAGGACUUUGGAGAGUCGAUGGUGAAAAUGGGUCGGAUUGGCGUGCUGACCGAAACGGCUGGUGAAGUCAGGAAAGUGUGUUCAAAGGUUAAUUAAUUGAGGAUCGUCAAGGAAGACAUAGGAUUGAGCAUGAAUAAAUGGAAAUAAUGGGUUGUUUUGGAAAUGGCCUGUAUUAAUAAUUAUGAUUUUACAUAUGGACAAUUCCUCAAUAUCUUGUUCAUUCACAACAAAAUAUUUUUGUUGUGAUGAGUCUAUAAAAAUAGAGUUAUUUUGCUUAUUUUA